AUGGCCUCCGUCGCAGUGUACAGGGGUGUCCCCAGAACAGCCCUGUGGGCCGCUGGCUGGCCCGUCCCUCCGUCGCCCCGUCGCGACGCGUCGGCGCUGCGCCGGCCGUGGGUGGCCGAAGAGCGCGCAGCUGCCGUAAGAACACACCAACUUUGCUUACUUGAACUCUUGAACUACUGCGAGUGGCUGCUCCAAUCAGGUGCGGAGCAAGAGAGUUAUCCAAGCCCCAAUCGGACGGACCUCUGGCGAGCGGGCGGCGGCGGCGGCGGCGGCGGCGGCGGCGGCGGCGGCGGCGGCGGAGGCGUAGGCGGCGGAGGCAGAGAAGUCGCGUUUUGGGCAUUUGAUUUACUGUCGGAUUACACCGUCACAAGAGGUAAAGUUCGUGUACUUAAAAUAUAUACAGAAUUCGAUGUUUUGUAG
Messenger RNA from Gryllus bimaculatus (two-spotted cricket), 420 nucleotides. The record is from the annotation of a GenBank genome assembly. NCBI's taxonomy places the organism in Eukaryota, Metazoa, Arthropoda, Insecta, Orthoptera, Gryllidae.